AUUUUUAACGCUUACACACGAAUUCCAAUGACAUCAGAAAUCAUUUGUGAUGAGACUAAGUAUGAAGUAAUGUGAGAACAUAACGGAUUGGUAGAAGAAAUUCAUUAAAGAGAUCUUAUUACACCAAGGAAAACGAGAGGACCCAACCUAAUUCCACGUAAACACAUUUAUGAAUAUUGUUAAACUACGAGUGUCACCGUUGUACGGUCCAGGAUUGAAAUAUGUUUAAAAAACUGAAAAAUAAGCUCGCCGAGGAGGUGAAACAAUCGCCAUCGAGGCUACAGGCGAGCAUGCAGCAAUUGGCACAGGCUGUUGUUUCACCAGCACCUUCAAACAGUUCCGUUCAAGAUCUCUCUACCUCUAAUGACAACUUUAGCUUGACUGAUGAAGGUGACACAACUCCAAAAAAUAGUCCAGCCCGACAUGGUUUUCAAAAUGUAGAUUUAACAUCGUCAACAUCAAUUUCUAUGGGGCUUUCAAGAAGAUCCUCUAUUAGCAGUAUUGCAAGUGACGCAUCUUCUCUAUUUCCUAUGUACGAAAGUCCUGGAAGUAUGUUUCAUCUUCAGUCCGAUAUGGAACAAUCAGCCAGUGAAGCAGAUGAGAAUAUAAGUCCUCAAUUGGAUAAUGUAACUAAGGAUCAGGUGUACUCUGCAUACAGAAAGAUGCAGAGCAAAUAUCAUAAAUAUCGUGGUCGGUAUUCCGACCUGGCCAAUCAUUAUCAAGAAAUGGAAAGAGUUAAAGCCAAGCUAGAGUCCGUAUUAGUGGAAACACAGGAUAAGGCUGUACGAAAAAUCCGAGAACUUAAAGAACAAUGUGAACUCGAGCAAAAGGCAAAGGCACACCUGGAGGAGGCACUCAGGUACGACAUCGAGGAAAAGGAUCAUAUCAUAAGUACGUUAAACACUAAGGUAAGACUUCUGCAAUCCAAUGGUACCAGUGUCGAAAACUUAACUGCUCCAGAGGCUGGAGAUCAGAAUCAGAUGCAAAAACAAAAUCAAAAUCCAGAACUCCUUAUAGAUUUAUCAAAUGAGCAAUCGAUAACGUCCAAUAACUCUUCUGCUUUGGAGAUAGAAAACGGCGAGUUGAAGGAGAAGGUAAAAAAACUGGAGACUCUAGUAAUGAAGUGCAAAGAAUCCUUAAAGAGAAGUAAAGAGAAAAUUGCCGAAGUUACCCAAGAGAGAGAUAUUCUAGAUCGAGAUUUGGAGAUACUGAAAAAUUCAAAUACAGAAAGAUUCAAAUCACUAGAGGGUGAUUUGAAUGCAGCCCGGGAUGAAAUUCUUAAGUUGAGGGACCAAAUAGUCAUUCUCAAAACACGUGAGGAAGAAUCCGCUAUCUCCUUGGCAGAGAACAAACUCACAAUUCAUCGUGAACUAGAAAUCAGGGAAGAGCAAAUCAAGCAACUUCGUAUGGACUUAAAACAGACAACUGAGUUAAAGGAUAAUCUGAAUGAGACAAUGGAGAGAUACAGAAUUGAAUUAGAGAGAUUGAAAUUGAUACACGACAAUCACAACUUCGAUGCUGAGAAAAAUGAUCUCAUUCAAAAUCUCUCAAAAGGUAAAUCCGAGGCUUUGAAACUAAUGCAGGAAGAAAUGCAGCAGAAGGUAAUUGAUCUGGAGAAGACAAUGGGUAAUAACUGUAAUGAGCAAAUCGAGAUCAAUAAGAAAUUAAGUGAAAAGAUUGAGAACUUAGAGAAGGAAUUAGAAGCUGCCAGAACCGCCCAGGUUCAGGAAGAUGUGAAUCAGCUGAAAACACUAAAACAGAGUUUGGAAGCGAAAGAAGCUCAGUUGGAGCAACUCCAAGAGAAGUUUAGUGAAGUUGAAACAAGAUUCCAAGAAGAGAAAUCAGAAAGGGCCAAAAUACAAGUUGAAUUUUCGGAUUUGAAUAGCCGUUACGAGGAAUUAAAGGCAGAGAAAAUCGUUCAAAAGGACAAGUUCAAGGAGGAGACAGAAGUUGCUAAGAAUAAUUUAUUAACCGAAAUUGAGAAGUUAAAUAAAACCAUUGCCGAACGGGAUCAGACCUGCCAACAAUUGAAUAUAAGGAUUCAAGAGUACACGAGUAGCUUGGAAAAAGCUAUGCAAAAAUUAAAAGCCCAGGAUGCUGAAAUAAAAUCAUUAAAAAAUCAACCAAGGGAUGAUGCUGAAAUAGAAAAGUUACGCGAUGACUUGGAGAAUAAAGAAGUUGAAUUGCUUGGUUUAACGAGUGAAUUGAAAUCUUCCAAAAUGAUGAUUAACGACCUUAAGGAAAAGCUGAAGAGUGAAGGUUCCAGGAUAGAUCUUAUUAACAAAGAGAAGGUCUGUUUGAUAUCCAAUAUCUUGGAAUACCACAAAGUUAUCAGAUCCUUAAAACAGGAUUGUGCCACUCUUAAGAGCAACUUAACAGAAUGUUCUGUGCAGCAAAGGAACGAGAUUUCCGUUCUUAAUCAGAGUCUCUGUGAAGCUAUGGUUACAGAAAGGAACAACUUUGAACGAUCUACGAAUGAAUUCUUCAAGGAUCGUUUGUCUGUGUUGAAAGAAAAAAAUUCUAAGCUGAACAAGGAGUUGGCAGAUCUUCAAUCAAAGCACCAGGAGCUGAUCUCUGUUGAAAGUGAACGUUUAGCUCUUUCCACUCAGUUGAAAACUAUGAACAGUAAAGUAGCUAGUUUGGCUACCUUAGAAAAAGACAAUGCUCAUCUUCGCCAUCAGCUGGAACAGUUAAGCGACAAGGUGAAGCAGUUGGAUGAUCUUUCAGCAAAAUGUAAGGAACUGGAAGGAGAACUGAAGAAAAGUACACAGCUCAAGUCCAACUUGGAAAAGGAGUUGAAGGAGCGCUUGCUUGAGAUUACCGAAAUGAAGAUUAAAGUGGACACUUUUGAAGAAAUGCAAGCAAGAACCAAUAAACUUGUUGCCGAACUGGAUAAUCUUCAAUUCAAACAGUUCGAUAUCGAAGAGAUGCGUCGCGAUAAGGAAUCCACCUUAGCACAAUUGAAGAGUGUUAAGAAGGACCUGCAUAGCAUGAAUAGAACGGCACAAGAGAAUCAUCAUCUUCAGCAGGAACUUCAAGAAUUAAAGAAUAAGAAUCAAUACUUGGAAACUCUGAAAGUGGAACUUGAGGAAAUGAGAAAGAAAAAUGACGAAGCCAAAGGCAUCAUUGAAUCCUUAAACUUUAAUUUUCAGGAUCACGAUAUUCUUCUGAAGGAAAAAGAAAAUUUGAAGAGUACCCUUGCGACAUUGACUAGUGAGAUUGGCAGAAAGGAUAAAGAGAUCGAAAUAAGAAAUGAAGAACUAGACGAAUUUAGAAAAUUUAUAGAUCAACUGACAAAAAAGAUGAAUAAAAUGGAAGCUGAUUAUUUAAAGCGUGACGAGGAACAAAUUCAUUUGCUGAAUGAGUUGAGACAACAGAAUCAAUAUCUUCAAGACAAUCUAAACAGUCAAAAUGAUAUGAUGAAGAAAUUGAAGUAUUUAGAGGAACAGCAAAUAAGAACAAUAGAAGAAUCGAAUAAGGAACUUGAGGAAGUCAAAUCAAGAAAUUUAGAAAUUCUAGGACAAUUGGAGAUGUCUGAGAAUUGUCGAAACGAGACACUAAAACUAAAAUUAGAUGAAAUUGUUGCACUCACAGAGAAGAAUACCGAACUAUCCAAGGAAGUUGAUGAACUAAGAACGAAGAGCGCUGAAGUGGAAACUAUGAAAAGCAAACAUGUGGAGUGCCUUAAUGAAUUAGAACAAUUGCGUCUUAAGAAUGAAGAACUACUCGCAGAAAACAAAGAACUAAAAGACUCCAAGAACGAGCUAGUAAAGUCUAUUGAAAUGCUACAAAGUACAGAGAAGAUUCUUAAUGAGAAGAUCAUGGACCUGGAGAACAAGGUUGCUCAUCAUCUAAAUGAGAUUACUAAUCUUCAUGAAGAAAUUGAACUUCGAAGCUCCAAUUUUGAAAGUGUGAACAAAACAAAGAUUGACUUGGAGUCACAACUAGAAGCCAUGAAGACCCGUUUGUUAAGUUUGGAAAUAGCUGAAGUAGAGAAUAAUAAAUUUAAGUUAGAAUUGAGUCGUCUGACUGAUGUUGAUACUAAGAAUACUUUAUUGUCCUCCAAGAUAUCUGGUCUGGAAGCAGAAAAUAUGAAUCUGUUGUCUGAAGUCGAACGCCUAAAAGUUCUAAUGGAAGAGAAGGCAGCAGAAUUGAAGUUACUCGAUGCAAGAAAUGGAGAGCUUUUAAGAGAAAUAGAAAAAUCGAAUACUUCAACCUCGGAGACUAUAGAAGAUCGAUGCAUAGAGAUACAAGAAUUAAAGAAUAAACUGAAGAUUCUAGAAGAACAACUUGAAAUGACUCAAACUGUAAUGAAGAAUGUAGAGAAUGAAAACAGUAAAAUGCGUGAAGAGUUAUUGACAGUGAAACAACAAGAAUUCAGUGAAGAAAUUUUAGCUGAUAACAAAAAGUUGAAAGAAGAGAAAAAGCAAUUAGAAGUUCAGUUGGAUGAGGCCCUUAUCACUUUUCAAGCUAAAGAAAUCCAGAUGGAAAUUGUCAAUAGUGAAUUGAAAGCCAGGACUGAUAAACUUGAAGAAGAAUUAAAGGUCAGUGAAGAGGAACAAAGUAUGAGACUAAAACAAUUGGUUAAGGAGUUUCAGACGCAGCUGCAUGAAAAAGAUGAACAAAUUCAGGCUGCAAUGGAGAAGAGAUUUGAUCGACAGCAAAAUUAUGAAUCAGAUCUAAUUCAACAAUAUAAGGAACAGCUAAAGGAUUUUCAAGUGGAAUUAACUGCAAAGUCUGAGCAGAUAGAGGAUCUUAUAUUACAGAACAAAAGUUCAAUAGCUGAAAAACAGAAUGACAUGGAUUCUCUCUCAGACACUUUAGCAAAAAUAAACAAGGAACAUUCAGAGGAGGUACGCGAGGUGGAGAAAAAAUGGAAAACCAUAUUGCAACAAAAACUGGAACAAUUAGAAAUUAAACACGCUGAAGAAUUGAAUGCUUUGACACACGAAUGGAGGAAUGAACGAAGACCAUCCCCCACAUCUAGCUCCUCUUCACAGACCGACAUAAAAUCCGCAGCAUCCGUCGAGGAAUUGGAAAGUACCUCUCGUGUGGCCAUGGCUGCGGUUCAGUCGAACACUGGGUCUCUUCACACUCUUCAGCAGACCUUAGUGUCCCAGAGACGAGAACUAGCCGAGCUGCGUAAAAUAGUAAAACUUCGCCACGACGCCCUAGAAGAUUCUACAGAAAUUGAAUACCUGAGGAAUAUUCUUUUUGAGUACAUGAUGGGCCGGGAAACAAUGGUGCUUGCCAAAGUGAUAGCAGCAGUCGUAAAGUUCGACCAGGAACAAACUAUUAAAAUCCUCAAGAAGGAAGAGGAUAAAUUAACAUUGCUGGGAUCGCUUGGCCUAUCGUAGCAUAAAUUCUAGAGAAUCAUUGCAUUUCAAAGUUCUAUACACUGUAGGUAGGCUACGAAUAUUUCAUUGAUCGGGGUAUUACUCGCAGGGCACUGUAAAAGGACACAAUCUGUAUGAUAUAAUGUACAUUAUUAUGGCGCGCAUUUGUGUAUAAUUGAAACGACUUGUAUGCACUGCAAUCAAGAAAUGGCCAGCUUAAAAUUUCUUUAAGAUUAGCUAAUAUUAUUCUAAUAUAUUCAUAUGCAAUUUUGUAUUAAUGCUAUUUUGCUGACUUCUUCAAUGCAAUAAGUAAUAAUAUCGUCAUCAAUAGAAUAUUCUGUUAAUGAAUUUUUAUUCCAAUUUAUAUUCACCUGAUAAAGUGAUCAACCGUUUGUAUUUGAUUAAGAUAAAAAAUGCAAGUUGUGCAAUUUAUUUACAAAUAAUUCAGUUUAAGAAAAAUAUUCUUAAUGAUAGACAAGUAUCGGUUUUACGUAGUUUCCAUUCAUACGUAUAGUAAACACCUCACUAUUUACGAAUAAUGUAAAUUAAAUAUGAUUUUACAUAUGGUCACACAAGUAAAUACAUCAAGAGAUUGAGAUAACCUAUUAUUCGUACUAUUGAAAAAUAAAAUAAAGAAAUAUAGAUAUUAGAGGAUAAAGUUCGAAAAAAUUCUGUAGAUCAAUAUAAGGCCGUGAAAUUCGUAUUGUACGAAAUAAACUAUUUACAGUUAAGAAAUGUA
Molecule: messenger RNA, 6075 nt
Organism: Cephus cinctus (wheat stem sawfly)
Lineage: Eukaryota; Metazoa; Arthropoda; Insecta; Hymenoptera; Cephidae
Product: golgin subfamily A member 4
Exons: 11
Coding region: 222-5357 (1711 amino acids)
Biological process (GO): Golgi vesicle transport
Cellular component (GO): Golgi apparatus
Molecular function (GO): small GTPase binding
Source: RefSeq, a predicted model, not a curated record